GCCAAGUUGCAUGUGCAACUUUACGGCCAGACAGGCCUACGUAUCGAAGGUGGACAGGCUUCGGAUUUGCUGCAUCCCACUGCAUCUGCUGGCCCGGCUGAUAUAUCAGCUCUACCCGCAGACGUGGUUCUAGAGACUCCUGAAGCCUUCGCUCUUCAACUGGCCCAGGGUGAGGUUCGACAGCGUCUUGCUGAUAGAAUUGUUUCUGAUGGAGAGCAGAGGCAAAUCGAUGCCUCUUCAAGUCGACUUAGCGAACGCCCAGCUGGAGCAUGGUAUUCUGCUCUGACGAUGUCCGUCACAUGGCGAACGAAAGCUCAGCAUGGAUUCUUUGAAGUCCCAGGGCGGUGCGCCGAUGAUCUAUUCGCACAAAUCUAUAAUCACAGCUCCAAGCCCAAACAACAGCUAGAGAUUAGGACAAAAGAUGGUCGGCGUCGCAUCACUCCUGUGUUUUUGGGGCAUUUAGAUGCAGGAGACGAGGAUACCUUACUUUCGCCCUCAAUCUGCACUGUUCCUAAUGAUUCUACAUCUCUAUCGGCCUCUUCUCUCAAUAAAUUUUCAAUCGAGAUCUCAGAAUCACAUGACACCAUCGCUGCUAAAGCUUCUCUUGAAAAAGUUGAGGCUCCAAAAGGCUCCAGCCCAUCUCACAUUUUGGUUACGGCUCGACUAGGUGGAAUUAAGUGGAAUCGCAAGGAAGAAGAGGAUGAGGAAUUUCAGAAAUCAAGCGAAGGCGUUCCCAGUUUGUGUUGUCUGCUCGAAGAAACAACUUCAACUUUGGGGGCCUGA
This is a messenger RNA of Protopolystoma xenopodis, 783 nucleotides long. The record is from the annotation of a GenBank genome assembly. Lineage: Eukaryota; Metazoa; Platyhelminthes; Monogenea; Polystomatidea; Polystomatidae.